Messenger RNA from Gossypium arboreum, 2941 nucleotides. Its product is annotated as probable protein arginine N-methyltransferase 1. The record is from RefSeq and is a predicted model, not a curated record. Gene Ontology annotation, cellular component: nucleus. Gene Ontology annotation, biological process: peptidyl-arginine methylation. Gene Ontology annotation, molecular function: protein-arginine N-methyltransferase activity. NCBI's taxonomy places the organism in Eukaryota, Viridiplantae, Streptophyta, Magnoliopsida, Malvales, Malvaceae. The transcript is spliced from 12 exons. Bases 1681 to 2739 code for a protein of 352 amino acids.
AAAUACUCAAGCAAAUGCCGGUACUUAGGUUAGUUCAGUUGUAUUUACCGCGAAACCGAUGAGAGAAGAAGCCAUUGCCAUGGCUUCAACAUAGCCGUCGUCUAUCUCCUCUCCGGAGGUCCCCAUGGUUCUCCACGUUUCCAACCGUCUAAAUCUCCUCAACUCUCUUCGCCGGCACCUCUCCGACUUUUCUCGGCCCCUCCGUGGCUUCGCCUUCCUUCAGGGACUGCCGAAUCACUCAUUUCUAAUUGGUUCUCAUCCAUACAUGCUUUCUUCGAUGUUAAAUUUCUUGGAUUAAUCGAUCGAUCAGGGAGGAUGAGAGCGAACGCGCUAUUGCACCGAUCACAUUGAGCUUUUCAGGUUACCUGCUGAUUAUGCUGAUUGGUUGGGGGAAAUAAAGCUACUGUCUUAUUUCCGGAUAAAUAUUCUAUCGAUGUUGUCGUGUUCAUUAUGCCAGGUGAUAAGUGCUUCUUAUGUUUACAUUCUUGUUGGCAGGAAAGGUAUAUGGUUACAGGUUACUGGAUAGCAUGACCUUCUAUAUUGAUGAGAUUGCUCAAAUCUUGACAGAAACCCUUGUUGUUCCUCUUACACAGGCUUAACUCUGAUAGCAAUAAUUUCGCAAAACUUGCCAAGUUCAAGGGAAUGUAUAAUUUUGAGACAGAUUUGACAAAUUUGCAUCCGAUAUUGACUGAGUGCUCUGUCUUCAAGUCUGACUUGGAGCUUACUCUUAUUCAAGUUGCCAAUGAUAUAAGUUCUGAAGCUCAUGUUGAGAAACUGCAGAUAUUAGAAGAUAGAGACAUGACCUUGCUCGAAUUGGGAGCUGAAGACAGUUUAUGGAUGUGAGACAUUACUUGCACAUUCCCUGUGAGUGAAUGGAAAGCUUACUAAUCACAAGCGAUCAAAGCCUUGUGUAUAACGUAACUAACUUUUCUACUUUCGGACGAAUAAUUGACUUAAGAACCCAUUUUGGGUUGCCUACUGAAAAGGAAAGAACCAACCCUUUCAGUUUUUGUCGUUUGGAUCUUUACCUUUUUUUUUUUUUAACUUAUUUGGUUCAGUUCUGUUUUUAUUUACAAAUUAAAAUGUUGUAAUUAUUCAAAUUGAAAUGAAAUGAAUAUUCCAUUUCUAAAAUAAUAAAAAACCAGACAUUAUCAUGAAAAGAUAAAUUUCAAAACCUAUUAAACCAGAUUUGGACAAAUGGAGUUUGGUUCGGAUUUCUUUGUUUGAUUGGAAAUAUGAUCCUAUUUGAUUUUGGUUUAAUUUUCUUUUUAAAAAAUAGGAGCCAUUGCUUUUCAGUUAUAAGUAAAACGACGCCGAUUGAUAUCUUAGAAAAAAUCUUUUUAGAAACUCCCGUACCUCUUAAAAAAUAAACGGAGGCAGGCCACCACCGGCAAAUAUAUGGACACAUAGCAAGAAUGCAAGCAAGCAAAAGCGCUCACGCCACAGUGGAGCUCACCUUCCUCCCAAGCACAGGCUAAAGGCUCUAACGAAAGCCCUAAUCUUCUCAUCGCUUCUUCCUCCACAAAACCCUAAUAAAGGUCGUACAAAAGAACAUGGGUCGCCGCAAAAGCACCAGCACAACUCAAACCUCGACCAACUCUUCGAACAAAUUCGAAGGAGCUAACAUUCGCUUCCAAGACGCCGACGACAAGGAAAUCGCCAGCAACAGCUCCAAUCUCGAUGAUUCAAUCGUCGCCGUUGACAAAGCUAGUGAAGAUGUUUCCAUGGGAGAGCCCGACGUUUCGUUUUUCGGUUGCGACGGCGAAGAUGAUAAAACCAGUGCUGAUUAUUACUUCGAUUCUUACUCUCACUUCGGAAAUGCUUAAAGAUGUAGUGCGAACCAAGACAUAUCAAAAUGUUAUUUAUCGGAAUAAGUUUCUAUUCCAGAACAAAGUAGUUCUUGACGUGGGAGCUGGGACUGGAAUUUUGUCCCUGUUUUGUGCAAAAGCAGGGGCGGCUCAUGUUUAUGCUGUUGAAUGCUCCCAUAUGGCUGACAUGGCUAAACAAAUUGUUGAAACAAAUGGCUUGUCUGAUGUUGUCACGGUCUUGAAAGGAAAGAUUGAAGAAAUUGAGCUUCCUGUUGCAAAAGUAGAUAUUAUAAUAUCUGAGUGGAUGGGUUACUUUUUAUUGUUCGAGAAUAUGUUGAACACAGUGUUAUAUGCCCGUGAUAAAUGGCUUGUUGAUGAUGGAGUUGUGCUACCAGAUGAAGCUUCUCUUUACUUGACAGCAAUUGAGGAUGCCGAAUACAAAGACGACAAGAUCGAAUUUUGGAAUAAUGUUUAUGGCUUUGACAUGAGUUGUAUAAAAAAGCAAGCUAUGAUGGAACCUCUUGUUGAUACGGUUGACCAGAAACAAAUUGUAACAAAUUGCCACCUUCUCAAGACAAUGGAUAUUUCUAAGAUGGUUCCUGGGGAUGCUUCUUUCACUGCACCUUUCAAGCUUAUUGCAGAGCGUGAUGAUUACAUCCAUGCUUUCGUUGCAUAUUUUGAUGUUUCGUUUACCAAAUGCCACAAAUUGAUGGGUUUCUCUACAGGACCAAGAUCACGAGCUACCCAUUGGAAGCAAACAGUCCUAUAUCUAGAGGAUGUGUUAACCAUCUGUGAAGGGGAGGCAAUAAUUGGGAGCAUGACUGUUGCACCAAACAAGAAGAAUCCCCGAGACGUUGAUAUAAUGGUUAAAUAUUCAUUGAGUGGACGACGUUGUGUGGUUUCGAGAGUUCAAUUCUAUAAGAUGCGCUGAUUUUGUUGCAGAGCAUUUCAUCACCACUACUAGCUGUAGGAGGGGACCUUGUUUGCAUGUUCCUUAAACGUUUCACCAAACAUUUUUUAAUUCCUUUUCUACUUUCUUUUUCCUCGAAAGGUUUUCCCUGAGAAAGAAAAACACAUAAGAUGCAUGUACUUCAUUAACUCAAUCCAACUGUUUUCUUCUCAUUUAUGCUUCA